AUGGUGCACGUGUCAAACAGUAGCGAUGAUAGAGGCGUAGUCGGCUUCUCACUAUCUUACCAACGUUUCACUUUCAACCUGGAAAAAUCGAUCGCUAUAAUACUACGUCAUUUAGCGGCACCACAGCAGAUAUGCAGGUGGCCGUACUGUGGGUACAUAUCGCAUCACCGCCCGCCCGCAAUUUCGCGUAAAAUUGGCAGCGUGUGGCGGGCGGGCGGCGGCAGCGGCGCGGAGCGUCGCUCCCGAAAUAGUGUUCGGGCGCGGUCGUAUGCUUUCGGGAACGGCGCUCCAGUCGCCGUGUGGCCGCGCGCGCGCACCCGCGUUGCCUCGCCAGCCGUGUUGACGCCGCACAAGGUUCCGGCUGACAGCGAGCCGUUCGGUGCACGAGUUGAGGGUGCGCGUAUUUUGGUCGCAAGAAGGCCCCAGGCCGCGUCGGGCGCUGUGCCCGCGCGCUGGCCGCCGUGCUCUGGUGGUGGUGCGUGGCGCUGCUGCGGCUGGUCGUGCUCUGUGCGCCUCCCCCCGGCCCGUCCGCCCGCGCCGCGGAAGAUGUGCCGUCGGCGAUCGCUUAUCCGAACGCGCCCUCCAACACCACUGAGUCGACGCCGCCACCACCGCCCGACACGCCCUCAUACACCGUUAUAGUGGCAGCGUGGACAGUGACGUGUGCCAGCGACUUGCACCGCCGCAGCAGCGCGUCUCGGGUGCCAGAAAUAAACCGCAAAACACGACGAAAACAAUCGAGACCGCGCUUGCCCCUUCGCGCGCGCGCAAAAAUGACGGGAAAUAUGCACACGCGUCGAGGUAACCGACUCGGUACGCACAGUGAAAGUCUUAACUGUUUCACUACAAGAAAACAAAUCGCA
This is a messenger RNA of Bombyx mandarina (wild silkworm), 863 nucleotides long. RefSeq lists its product as uncharacterized. The record is from RefSeq and is a predicted model, not a curated record. NCBI's taxonomy places the organism in Eukaryota, Metazoa, Arthropoda, Insecta, Lepidoptera, Bombycidae.